UCAGGUCGGCUGGGCUGGGCUGCCCUCGGCUGCGCUGCCCUCGGGGCCGGCGGAGGCGGCCGCUGGCGGUGGUGAGGUGCUGUGGUGCUGUGGGAGUGAAACCGCUGGGAGUCCCUUUCCUUCCCGUGGGAACCGCCUACUGGGAUUGAGACGUUUUCUCGGGGCUGUGCGGGGCGGAGGCCGCGGUGAAAAGCCGGGCGCGGUUUGUGGGUUUUACUGUUCUAUGCUGAAUGAAACAGGGCUGGAGCUGGGGAGCAGGCUGGCUCCUUUACCUUCCUCUGAAGCUAGGACUUGUUUCCAGUGUCUGGUUUAUUCACAGAAAGGACUUGGAUUAACCUAGGUGUAAGUGUUGUGACACUCCUGAAUUGCCUUUUAAUUCCCCAAGCAUCCGUUCUCUCAUGAGUGUGGAACUAUUUGCCUAUCUUUAUGAUAUGUAAACCUUAAAUCAGAAAAAUUUACCUUUAAUCUCUAAGGUAGAUCUUUAUGACAGGAGACUGGCAAGCAGAGGUAAUUACUGUCCUUUUUGGUAUGCACAAAACCACGACACAGCAGUCACGCGUGUGCCCAGUCAGAGGCGUCUGUCAUCCUGCGUGUGCUCCGCACCUCGUGUUUCUCCAGUUGCGUAUAGUCCCUUUUGGCUCUGGAUAAGGACUAGUUUGGGAUCCCAGGUAGAAGCCUUCAGUUUAUCAUGGAAGCUGCUUACUAAUAAUUUUCUCACCAUGGCUAGUGAGUUUCUCCUAGCUUUUAUUUACUUCAGUGCUGUUUAGAUGAUUUCAGAAUAAUGUAAACUUAAUAAAGCUUUGAGGAUUGUUGUCUAAAACCAUUAAUUACUCUUCCCCUCCACCAGACCCAAAGCAAAGUCUAAGCUGAGACCACUAACAGUUAAUUACAGUAUUCUUGUAUAAACCAUUCCUGCUGGUGAGUAACACUUCUACCCAACUGUAGUUCUUUUUCAUUUGACUUGGACACAUGUUCUUCAGGUUUCACAGUUUCCUCAGCAUUAGUCCUAAAACUAAUUGUUAGGCCACUGUUUCUUAUCUGCUUCAGACUCAAAUGUACUGAAGCUGGGCUGGUUCAAGAAUUAUUACCUAUGUGCAUAGAAAUUUCAGCAUGAUAGACCCUAUACCUUAUGGGUUUUUUAACUAGAACCAUUUAUCUCUUUUUCACAAGCAGACCUUAAACUUAGCUGAGUAAAUAAUGCCAGUAUAAAGUUUAAAUGUUGCCCCUAACAUCACUAACCUUCGUUAUUUGUGGUCAUAACUUUCUGAAUACACAAUUUUCCCAGCCUCUGGAGUUUAGCAAAUACAAAUUCAACUAAUGUAAAGAAGUCCUGAAUUCUAAUCUGUAAUCUUUCGGUGGGUUCUUCAGUCUGUUCUCUUCUGAAUCCUUUUAUUAAAAUGGAUAAUAGGUUCACCCUGCAGUAGCUGACACUAGCUCUGUAAUGUCAGGUAUCUUUUUUCAUCAGUGAAAUUCUUCUGGAUUUCAUUACUCCUAUUCUUUUGCUUUAGACUUUCACCAGCCAAAGUCUAAAUACAGCCUGUGACAUUUACUGGCACGAUCCAUACCUUAAGUGAUCUUUUUUUCUGACUGAUUUGGAGUCUCUUCUCAGAGUUUUCUAGAGAUGUAAACUUAUAGUAUAACCUAUCCUCAACUUUACUUUCCCACUAGGAACAAACUCCACGAUCAUCUUACGAACAGCGUGUUUAAAUUAAGCAUGGUUAUUUUAUUAGGUACUAGUUUUCUCUUCAAACUUACAGCUCUUAGCAGCCACAAAUAGAAAUGUGGCCUCAUGACCCAAACCAGGGCAGGUCAUACACUUCUUAAAUCCCUGUUAGGUCUGAUUCAAGGGGCUCCCUAGUUAGAAGCUGUAGCACCUGACCCUACUGUAACUUUAGCCCAGACACUUGUUGUAAUUUUUUUUUUCUUUUAUUUUUUUUUCUGAAUGUCUGUCAUAUCAAGCCACGGGGUACUCAGGGAUAGAAGAGUUUCAACAGCUGUUUGCCCUCUUUCUAGCACUAUGAGCUUUGCUGGAGAUAAUGUAAUUGUACCAUGUACCCUGUUCUGCAUUUGUCAGCUCUUGACGGGUGUCUUUGUAACCCCAGGGUACUUGGGUAAACCUGAGAUUCCGAGACGUGCACUGACAGCAGCAGGGUGACGGUUAACCUGCAGUCAAGCUGAAGGGCAGGCUAUUGCCAACAAAGGUCUAUUGUGUUAUUUUAUUGCUAGCUCAAAGUCCAUAGUGGUAUAUUGCAAUGCUAGGUUAAGGGGUCGUUGAAAGCUGUUGAAGAUCUACUGCUCAGGGAACACAAAAUUGAAGAGCUGGUGCUAAUAAACAGGCUUCUCUUGGCAGGUUUCUAACCUCACUGGGCUACGGUUGGCAUGGAAUAGUUUCAGGGAUUAGAGAAUGCCAAUAAAUAACAAGUGAUCUUAUUGGAGCAGGAAGAAAAAAAUGCAGUGGAGAUUGUUAUCCUUAUGGGUCCAGGCUGCGUUUCUGCUUGCUGUUUAUGGAACUUGAGGGAUUUUUAUUUGCUCUUAAACUCUAGGUUGCUUGUGAUUUCUGAAAAGUAGUUCUUCAUUCUUAUAAUAACUAGAGUUCCUUAGAUGUGACUUUUUCAUGGACAUACCAGAAUUGUAUUCCAUGCGUUGUUUGUAUCAUUUACACUGUUACGCAGACAAACACACACAAAUAUAAACAAGUAUUAAGGUCUGGCAGUAAUUGUUAUAUUGCAAACAGGAGGUGUGUUAGCUACCUGCAUUUGCACAGUUAACUGUGACAGUGUAGUAACUACAAAAGGUUAGAUUAAGGUGGCAGAACCAAGAGAAAGCAGCUGGUUCGUGUCAGUGUUUGCUAAACCUCUACUGGUCAGUCCAGCCGUAAAUAAGCCUGACUUUACCUAGAUCUGCCCAGUUCCAAUGAGGAAAUCUUGAGGAAAUGACAAAUGGAGAGAAAGAACUUCUUGAAAGAUUCUUCCUAAAUCUAAAAUUAAGAUGUAUCUUUUCAGUGUUUCAUUUGGAAAAUAUCCAUACCUAAGAAAAUAGCUGUCAGUUGUCGUACACAGCGUCUACUUGUGAACUUGCUCGUUAAUCCUUGUAGCUGGUCCAGUGCCAAAGAAAACACUGAUGUGGAAAUUAAUGUUAUUGUUCAAGUAACUAAGCAUAAUGUACCAGAAAGUUAGGCCCAGUACACAGGCCUCCAUUAACAGUGUUUUAGAAAAUGUUUGCUUUGAUGGCUUUUCCUUUCCUUGCAAACAUUUGCUUAACAACACCUGCUCUCUGUUAUGUAAUACUUGCUCUAAUUUCUAGGUGUAUAGCAGCUGUAAACAUUUUAUCCUCCCUUCAGUGGAUCAUCAACAUGAUUCUUGUUUCUACAUUAUUACCAAGAACAUACAGAGUUUUGGAUAGUCUCUGGUUUUGUACGUUUUGGAAAAUAAAAUAAAUCAAGAAAUUAAUAACUCUCUAUAUGAACAGAUGGCAUUUUAAAGGUUUCUGCUUUGCAAUUAGAACUCAUUUGAUGAUGUGAAGGCCAAACCUUCAUUCUAUAAUAUCAAAACAAGACAAAGCUUUGAUUUAAAAACUUAUUUGCAUCACAUUCUGACCUUUUUUUUUUCUUCCUGACCAGUUUUCCUUGCAAUUCCAUGUUCUAAAAUACAGCAAAUAGUUUUAUUUCAUAUAUUAUCUCAAGUGACUUUGAAAUACUAAGUGCAUUAUAGAAGCACUUUGCAGUGCUUUGCAUAGGAAAGGAGGGGGAAAAAGCCUAUUGAGAUAUUUCUCCUUAGUUAGUUUAAACAAGCUAUUAAAUGAAAUAUUUCAAGACGUAUUGCCAUCUUUUCUCUGCUGGCUGCUAGGACUAGGGAAGUCUUUAGUGUCUCAGACUUGUGUAGGUUGUCCAAUAUCACAGGCAGGACAAGAGACGGCUCACUUGUCAGUUGUUGAUUGCUCCUUGGAUGAAGCAGAACCAUGAGCGCUUCCAGGUGCAAUGACAACAUCUCCCAGACACCUCCUUACCUGCUGCAAAGUCCUCCCGCUUUCCAUUUUGUACAUUGUGGAUUUGUUGGGGUUUUUUAAAACAUCUUUUAUAAACAUGACUCCUCUGGUAUGUCUAAGAUGCGGAUGUAGGAGCUUCUGAAACAGUCAGAAAGAAUGUAGGAGAAAAUUAAAGCUUAUUUAUGUUUGCUGUUAGUCUUCAUUAUGUCUAAGGUGCUUAUCUUUCUAUCUAAGCAGAAAGAUAAUUAUCAGCGUAUGAAUCAUCAGCAAAAUCUUUAAAAUGAAAAUUAAUAUCAGGAGGCCUGUAGCAUUUAUACUAACUUAGGUUACUGAAAUGUUGCCGAGACAUGCCUUCAAACGUUGUCUUAAAGUUUUUUGAGAACCAAAGUGUGCCUGAGCGGUUCUGUGUGAAGAAGGGUUCCUCCUGAGCAGAUGCAGCACUAUCUCGCUUAACCAAGUGGUUGGUACUAAAAUGAUAUGGGUGGCAGUCAUUGGUGAUUGGUUCAACCUCAUAUUCAAAUGGAUUUUAUUUGGCCAUCGCCCAUACUGGUGGGUGCAAGAAACAAUGAUUUAUCCCAAUCAGUCAAGCCCAUGCCUUGAACAGUUUCCUAUAACAUGUGAAACUGGACCAGGAAGCCCAUCUGGACAUGCUAUGGGAUCUUCCUGUGUCUGGUACGUGAUGGUCACAGCAGCACUUAGCUACACAGUGAGAUGGAAAGAUAAAUCAGCAGUUACCCUUCACAGACUGACAUGGUCAAUCCUCUGGAGUAUUUUUUGGAUUAUCCAGAUCAGUGUGUGCAUCUCGAGAGUAUUCAUAGCAACACAUUUCCCUCAUCAAGUUAUUCUUGGAGUAUUUGCUGGCAUUCUUGUGGCGGCAGCCUUUGAGCGUACCCCUGCUAUUCAGACAGCGAGCUUGAGAACGUACAUCCAGACAAACUUGUUUCUUUUCAUCUUUGCCCUUGGCUUUUAUCUCAUCCUCAAGCUUCUUGAUAUUGACUUGCUGUGGUCUGUUCCAAAGGCCAAGAAGUGGUGCGCCAACCCAGACUGGAUAAACAUUGACACAACUCCAUUUGCUGGACUGGUGAGGAAUUUAGGUGCACUCUUUGGCUUAGGUCUCGGAAUUAAUUCUGAAAUGUUCAGCACGAGCUGCAAAGGUAAAAAUAGCUGUAAGAUGAGUUUCCGCCUAUUAUGUAUAGCUGCUUCUUUAGCUAUGCUGCAGCUGUAUAAUUUUGUUAAGAUACCUACUCAUACUGAGUAUUUGUUCUACAUUCUCUCUUUUUGUAAGAGUGCAGCUAUGCCUCUGACUGUAGUGGCCUUGGUUCCAUACUGUGUCCACUCAUUAAUGAGCACAACUGAAAAGAAACUUAAUUAGAUAAAGUUUCCAAAUGGUUAGCAAUGUGGGAUGGAUACAAACUGUUCAAGAACCCCCUGCAAAGGCAGUUUUGCUAACUCAUUUUAACAAGGAGGAUGCCACUGCAUCUUUGCUGUGCUCCUGGUAAGUAACCAGUACAUCCAAAAUCAGUACAUUCAAGAAUGACUUUGGCAGCUCAGAAGUACUAAUUGCUGAUUUUAUUCCUAGAAAUAUUGCAACCACACUGCAGUAUGGUUAGAAAUGACCCAAUACUCUGGGUCAUAAUGAAGUUUCAAAAUAUAAUCAACUAGUUUUAUGUAGCUACUUGGUGGUCUUUUAGUUCUGUCUAUCUCGAGCCUCAGUUGUACAGUGAUACUCAAGAUUUUAAUUUUUUUUAUAUCUAGAUAUUGUGUGUUUAACUGCUAGGUUAAACAGUGUCACACCACCCACAACUGUGUAUCUGUACCCAGGCACUGUGGAAAAGGUCAGCAUAGUUAUAAAUAAGGCUUUAGAUUUAACUUAUUGAGCUUCCUGAGCAAAACAGCUUCUAAUUAAGUCAGAUGAGAAAAAAAAAUAAAAGUUUAUUUCAAUUAGA
Columba livia (rock pigeon) is the source of this 5930-nucleotide messenger RNA. RefSeq names its product glucose-6-phosphatase catalytic subunit 2 (gene G6PC2). Gene Ontology annotation, molecular function: glucose-6-phosphatase activity. The record is from RefSeq and is a predicted model, not a curated record. NCBI's taxonomy places the organism in Eukaryota, Metazoa, Chordata, Aves, Columbiformes, Columbidae. The transcript has 6 exons. Gene Ontology annotation, cellular component: membrane. Gene Ontology annotation, biological process: gluconeogenesis; glucose 6-phosphate metabolic process. The coding region runs from base 4457 to 5356 and encodes 299 amino acids.